UUGAGUGUAUUGAUUGUAUUAAAAGCCACAAACAAGAAGAGUUCAAAACAAAAUUGCAAAAUUAACAAGCGGUUGAGUCAAGCACACAGCAAAAGAAACAGAUUUAAAAAAGAAACGGAAAAUGUCCAACAAACGUUUUGCUCUUCUCAGUGUCUCGGAUAAAACCGGCUUGCUUGAUUUUGGCAAGAAUUUAUCCAAAUUGGGUUUCCAUUUGAUUGCUAGUGGUGGAACUGCUACCGCUUUACGUAAUGCCGGUCUAACAGUUCAAGAUGUUUCGGACAUUACCGGAGCUCCUGAAAUGUUGGGAGGACGUGUCAAGACUUUACAUCCUGCUGUGCAUGGUGGUAUAUUGGCACGACUAACCGCCUCCGAUAAGGCUGAUAUGCAAAAGCAAAACUUCGAUUACAUCAAUGUGGUGGUCUGCAAUCUGUAUCCUUUUGUCAACACCGUGUCCAAGCCCGAUGUCACUGUUGCCGAUGCUGUAGAGAAUAUCGAUAUCGGUGGUGUGACACUCCUCAGAGCUGCUGCCAAGAAUCAUGAUCGUGUCACGGUGGUUUGUGAGGCCUCAGAUUAUGGCAAAGUUUUGCAAGAACUCCAAAAGAAUGGUGACACCACACUGGAGACACGCAAACUGUUAGCCCUGAAAGCCUUCACCCAUACCGCCACCUAUGAUGAUGCCAUUUCUGAUUAUUUCCGCAAACAAUAUUCGGGGGGUGUGGCUCAAUUGAAUUUGCGCUAUGGCAUGAAUCCCCAUCAAAAGCCUGCACAAAUUUUCACCCAAUUGGAAAAAUUGCCCUUGCGUGUGGUGAAUGCUUCGCCUGGCUUUAUUAAUCUUUGCGAUGCCUUAAAUGGCUGGCAAUUGGUGCGAGAAUUGAAAAAGGCUUUGGGCCUACCAGCAGCCACCAGUUUCAAGCAUGUCUCGCCUGCCGGUGCUGCAGUGGGUAUUCCUUUGAGCAAGGAUCAGGCAAAAUUGUGCAUGGUUGAGGAUUUAUAUGAACAACUGACUCCCGUGGCUACAGCUUAUGCCAGGGCAAGAGGUGCAGACCGCAUGUCAUCAUUUGGUGAUUUCGUAGCUUUGUCUGAUGUUUGUGAUGUGGUCACAGCCAGGAUUAUAUCGCGCGAAGUUUCCGAUGGUAUUAUAGCGCCAGGUUAUGAGCCAGCUGCCUUGGAAUUAUUGAAGAAGAAGAAAAAUGGUUCCUAUUGUGUGUUGCAGAUGGAUCCCGAUUAUGAGCCCUCAGACCUGGAACGUAAAACCAUUUUCGGUUUGACUUUAGAGCAAAAACGCAACGAUGCCGUCAUUGAUGCUUCUCUGUUCAAGAAUGUGGUCACCAAAGUCAAACAAUUGCCCCAGACGGCUGUGCGUGAUUUAAUUGUGGCCACAAUUGCUCUCAAAUUCACUCAAUCCAAUUCGGUGUGCUAUGCUCGCGAUGGCCAAGUCAUUGGCAUUGGAGCAGGUCAACAAUCUCGUAUUCACUGCACCCGGCUGGCCGGUGAGAAGGCCGACAACUGGUGGUUGAGACAACAUCCCCGCGUUGCUGGCAUGAAAUUCAAGGCUGGUGUUAAGCGUGCCGAAAUCUCAAAUGCCAUUGACAAUUAUGUUAAUGGCACAGUGGGCAAGGAUAUGCCUUUCUCUCAGUUCGAGGCCAUGUUCGAGGAAGUUCCCAAACAAUUGACCCAGGAAGAGAAAGUCAAUUGGUUGAAACAAUUGAAUGGUGUUGCCUUGGGUUCUGAUGCCUUCUUCCCCUUCCGCGAUAAUAUCGAUCGUGCCCGUUUGAGUGGAGUCUCUUACAUAGGCAGCCCUGCUGGUUCCACAAAUGAUGCUGGUGUCAUUGCUGCUUGUGAUGAGCAUGGCAUUAUUAUGGCUCACACUAACCUGCGUUUGUUCCAUCAUUGAAUUGUUUUUUCUUUCUUUUUUGAAAUUUUUUUUUCUCAUUACAUUAUAGUUGUAAGCCUAAAAUUGGAGUUAUAUGCCUGAAAGACAUAAAAUAUAUAAAUAUAUAUUUUUUAUACAUAAAACGGAAAA
Molecule: messenger RNA, 2023 nt
Organism: Stomoxys calcitrans (stable fly)
Lineage: Eukaryota; Metazoa; Arthropoda; Insecta; Diptera; Muscidae
Product: bifunctional purine biosynthesis protein ATIC
Exons: 5
Coding region: 122-1894 (590 amino acids)
Biological process (GO): 'de novo' IMP biosynthetic process
Cellular component (GO): cytosol
Molecular function (GO): IMP cyclohydrolase activity; phosphoribosylaminoimidazolecarboxamide formyltransferase activity
Source: RefSeq, a predicted model, not a curated record